AUGUUGAUAGGAUUUCUCCUAGUUUGUGCAACCGUGCUGGCAAAGCACAACGAGAAGGGCUCUAGUGCAAACUGCAACACGCCCAACUGCAGGGACUGCACAAACCCGAAGGCCGAGAACGAGGCCUGCACUGACUGCGACCCCGCCUACGUCCUGAACGGGGGCCAGUGCGUCGAGAAGGCGUGCAACACGCCCAACUGCAAGGCCUGCGAUAACCCGAAGACCGACAACGAGGUCUGCACGGCGUGCGACCCCGCCUACGUCCUGAACGGGGGCCAGUGCGUCGAGAAGGCGUGCAACACGCCCAACUGCAAGGCCUGCGAUAACCCGAAGACCGACAACGAGGUCUGCACGGCGUGCGACCCCGCCUACGUCCUGAACGGGGGCCAGUGCGUCGAGAAGGCGUGCAACACGCCCAACUGCAAGGCCUGCGAUAACCCGAAGACCGACAACGAGGUCUGCACUAAAUGUAAUGAUGGCGACUACCUCACCCCUACAAACCAGUGCGUACCUGACUGCACAGCCAUCAGCGGAUACUACGGAGAUAGUGACAAGAAGUGUAAGGCAUGCAACCCUGAGUGCGCUGAGUGCGUUGGACCGGCCAACAAUCAGUGCACGGCCUGUCCUGUUGGGAAAAUGCUUCAGUAUACAGAUACUAAUACUCCUGUCAAUGGGGGCACGUGCAUGGACCAGUGCAGCGUGAGUUCUACAAACGAUGGAUGCGCAGAGUGUGGGGCUCAGAUAGGAGGAACUGCAUAUUGCUCAAAGUGCAAGAACACUCAACAAGCCCCCUUGAACGGCAACUGUGCGGCCAGUUCACGAGUAGCCUUCUGUGCAACAAUCACAAGUGGGGCCUGUACAAAAUGCAAUGAGGGUUACUUCCUCAAGGACGGCGGCUGCUAUCAGACAGAUAGACAGCCUGGUAAGCAGGUCUGUAGUAGUGCACAGGGAGGAACAUGUCAGACGUGUGCCAACGGACUACAGGCACAAGGUGGGGCCUGUGGGGAGUGCCAUUCUACUUGUGCUACGUGCUCGACUGCAGGUGACCCUAAUAAGUGCAAGACCUGUGCCACUGGGUAUUACAAGGAAAACGGUGACGAUACCACUGCUGGGUUAUGCAAGAAGUGCUCAGAGAAGAUCUCUGGAUGCAAGCAAUGUGUGUCAUCAUCUGGCAGUUCAGUCAUAUGUUUAGAAUCAGAAGUAGGCACUGGUGGAAGCGUCAACAAGAGCGGGCUCUCCACGGGGGCCAUAGCGGGGAUCUCCGUCGCUGUGGUCGUCGUCGUGGGGGGCCUCGUCGGCUUCCUCUGCUGGUGGUUCGUGUGCAGGGGGAAGGCGUAG
Molecule: messenger RNA, 1338 nt
Organism: Giardia duodenalis
Lineage: Eukaryota; Fornicata; Diplomonadida; Hexamitidae
Product: VSP with INR
Exons: 1
Coding region: 1-1338 (445 amino acids)
Source: RefSeq, a predicted model, not a curated record